CCACUGCCACCAUGUUGCUGUCGCGGGAGAUCGUAUACAUGUGGCGGGACAUCCACGGGGACCCCAUCACCGGCGGCUGGCACAUGUUCAGGGGGAGAUCCGUCUUCCGCCUGAGGGAGGAGCUGGCCAGGCUGCUGAACGCUGUCCAAGUCUUGGGCGUCGCCGACCUUGUCAUGUGCCUCCCCACACGUGAUGGCCGGCUUUUCCCACUCAUCGUCGACCUGCCCAGCAACCGCCAGAGCUUCCACAUCGUCGUCGUCGUCGCCGGGACGCCUCCCCACGCGGCGCUGCGGUACGCGGAUGUCGAUGCAGAGUAGAGAGAUACCAGAGCCGGGACCCCUAGAAGUCGCCUUCAAAAGUGUCGCCGCCCCGGACACGAUGACAUUAGAACUCAGUUCCUUCUGUUGACAUACUGGUUCAGGAAAACCCAGUAGUUGUUGUGUUUCUGCUAGGGGUCCUGACAGUAAGAAACCUAUUUGAGUUGGCCCCGGACACGAUGACAUUAGAACUCAGUUCCUUCCGUUGACAUACUGGUUCAGGAAAACCCAGUAGUUGUUGUGUUCCAGCUAAACUUGGUUUGUUCUCCUGACAGUAAGAAACC
Molecule: messenger RNA, 601 nt
Organism: Triticum urartu
Lineage: Eukaryota; Viridiplantae; Streptophyta; Magnoliopsida; Poales; Poaceae
Source: RefSeq, a predicted model, not a curated record